AUGUCGCCAAUGUGGCUCGCCAACGCCUUCCAGUGGCCCGUGUGGGCGUCUUCCUGUUGUCUGGGACUCCUCAUGUGCCUUCUAUCCCUGCACAUUAUCGAAAAGUUGUUUGUGGUGCAGAGAUCCAGCCAGAAACUCAGCAAUGCCCAGCCCAAGACCACGAUGGUCAAUGUGACUUUUGCACACUUCCAGCAGCAGUAUCUUGUCGUCUACGGGCUCGUCAUGUUCGCCGAUUGGUUGCAAGGCACGCACAUGUAUAGUUUGUACCAGAGCUACGACGUGAAUGUGGGUGCGCUGUUCCUUACAGGAUUCCUGUCUUCGGUACUGUUUGGCAAUUUUGUUGGGCCACUGGUGGACAAGUAUGGACGACGUAAGGCGUGCUUGGUGUAUUGCGCUUUGGAGAUCGUUAUCAACAUUUUAGAGGAUGUACCGAUCAUGGCUGUGCUAUUGGUUGGGAGAGUGCUCGGUGGGAUUUCGACGUCGCUGCUUUUCUCGGCGUUCGAGAGCUGGAUGGUCACUGAGCAUCGACAACGCGGUUUUGCAGAUAGUCUGCUUGGAAAGACUUUCGCUCUUGGAUCAGAGAUUAACGGUGUUGUUGCAGUGAUCGCGGGACUUGUAGCUCAGCUUACUGCUGAUGCUUUUGGAGAUAUCGGGCCCUUUCGUGCUGCAGUUGUUGUGACUGCCAUUGCUACUUUGUUCGUAUUCUCUUGGUCUGAGAACUACGGAUCGCCAUCCGGAGAUGAUAGCAAGGAGGUUCAAAAGGCAGAACACUGCGGAGUAACAAGCAACUCCGGUUUGACACUGGAUUCGUAUGCCUUAGGCCUUUGUUAUUCGCUUUUUGAAGGAGCGAUUGUUCCUGUGGUAUCCCACACUGGAAGCUGUCUUGCCUAG
Phytophthora nicotianae INRA-310 is the source of this 891-nucleotide messenger RNA. RefSeq lists its product as hypothetical. Gene Ontology annotation, molecular function: molybdate ion transmembrane transporter activity. Bases 1 to 891 code for a protein of 296 amino acids. Gene Ontology annotation, biological process: molybdate ion transport. NCBI's taxonomy places the organism in Eukaryota, Oomycota, Peronosporomycetes, Peronosporales, Peronosporaceae. Gene Ontology annotation, cellular component: membrane. The record is from RefSeq and is a predicted model, not a curated record. The transcript is spliced from 5 exons.